Messenger RNA from Magallana angulata, 1336 nucleotides. RefSeq lists its product as uncharacterized. Bases 1 to 1269 code for a protein of 422 amino acids. Lineage: Eukaryota; Metazoa; Mollusca; Bivalvia; Ostreida; Ostreidae. The record is from RefSeq and is a predicted model, not a curated record. The transcript has a single exon.
AUGGCAGACCGCCGCAGUGCACGAGCGAGAUCUAGUGCAGGUGCCCCGUACGAUCUCAACAGACCUGAGAAUUGGACAGUCGAGAAACUCAGAGAGGAGUUAAGAAAGAACAACGUUAGUUUUCGUCAGUCCGACAAAAAUAGUGUGCUAUUGAAGAAGGUUAAAGACUUGACUUCUAGUCGUAGUCGCGUGGAUCAUGAAGAGCGCCCCGUACAGUUAGCAUCGGGCUCGAGUAACAGAAACGGAUUCCAAGAUGGCGGCGACCAUCGCCAACUAAUGCAAACGAUCUCGACUCUUACGGAAACAGUGUCAAAGUUGCAAGAUGAACUAAGAAUCGUUUCAAGUAAAGUGCACAGCGAUCAAGCAACGAGUUCUGAUGCAGUGGAUACGGGACGGUUGAUCGCACAGGAACAGCAGAGGCCCGGGGACGAUCAUCACAAUGGCUUCACUCUACAAUCCGCUCUACGGAAUCCAAGCCAAAGUGUCGAGGGUAGGUCAAGCUUUCUUCAAAAAACGAAGUUUGGUUAUGCUAUAGAAUCAUUGCCCUUUGUGGAAACUGUGUCCCCUUCGAUUCGUAAGGCCAUUAUUGAAGGUAAAGACGUAAACCUAGCACAGCUCCUGAUACCAACGACCAACGCCAUUUCUCUCAGGGACAAAGAAACGAAAUACGGAGAAGAGAAACCGGUAAAAGAUCCAAGACUUUAUAGAAGCCUGUCAAUCUCAGAAUUCAUCUAUGCGUUUGGCAUUUACAAAAAUAUCAUGUGCCAAACUUACCCGCAGAGAAGAGAAGAGCUGGACUUGUAUGAGAGAGACAUUGUAGACAUGUCUAAUCGCUAUGGCGGUAAGGGCUUUUAUGAAUACCAUAAAACCUUUUCAGCACGAGCAGCAGCACAUUUGAAGUACUCAAACAUACCUGUAGACUGGUCUGUUAGGGAUAACACUCUUUUCUGCAACAUAUUUGCAAACUUGCGUCCUUCUGCAUGCUACAUAUGUAAUAGCAUCAGCCAUACUGCUGGAUUUUGCCCUAUGACAACAUCUAAGAACAACUCCACUAUACGGACUCAAAGGAAAGGUCAAGAAUCAGACAGUCAAGGACGUCCUCGUGUAGCAUACCAAGACAGGGAAAUUUGCAAUAACUUCAACUCAUUUAAAGGUUGUGAAAAUGCUAGAUGUGGAAAUGCCCAUGUUUGUUUGCGGUGCCAAGGAGAUCAUUCAGUCAAAAAAUGCAACGACUCAAAAAACGGCCAGACACCCCGCUCCAAACAUUAAGCGGGGUUAAUUUUCAGUCAAGUGUGUCAUCAUCUUUAAAAGUAUCUGUGCUGCAAGAGGAACUGAA